This is a messenger RNA of Halichondria panicea, 2064 nucleotides long. RefSeq lists its product as uncharacterized. The coding region runs from base 1 to 1944 and encodes 647 amino acids. The transcript is spliced from 10 exons. Lineage: Eukaryota; Metazoa; Porifera; Demospongiae; Suberitida; Halichondriidae. The record is from RefSeq and is a predicted model, not a curated record.
AUGGGGCUAGAUAUAAUACUGGUGACAAUGCUGAUACUAUUGGGAGUGUGUAAAGCUGCUGCGAUUAACACCAGGAAUGAUACUCUGUUGGGGCUGUGCCUGCAAGAUGAUUCCCACUGUACAGAGCUUGGACCAAAUGAAACCUGUAGGAGUCGAGGGAAUGAGCAAGCUGAGAGAUACAACACUGGGAUAUGUAGGUACGAGCAAACAAUUCAAACUUCAACCUGUAAGUACAAACCUGGAGCAUCACCGGAAUCACUAGAAGAGGCCCUAUGUCCCCAAGCUAGUGAAUGUGAGCCUGAGCCAAAUGCCGUAUGGCCAGUGAUGAACUACACACUGAUACACGACAACAAUAAUCCAGAAUUCUUUAUUGUUGAUAUUCGUUGGCAGGAAGUGAAUGUGUCGGGGUACUCAAUAACUGUGUCCCUCCGGCAGUGGAGUUGUCCUGUUGGGGAAGUGUACCUCCAGUGCGGCACAACUGAUCUCACCUCAGGCUCCAAUGGAUUCUUAUAUACCCACAUACGAGGGUACCAUCAAAACGAGCAGUCCAAAGACGGGCAGCUUUUUAUCAAGCUGACUCCCCACGGCUGGUGUGAUGGCCCCCAGCUGAGUCUGGAUAUACCUGAAGCCUGUUACAGUCUCUGUCCAGGAGCUUGCUCUGUCUGUGAAGAAGAUGAAUCUGAUCCAGCCCUUCCAACUGAACUCUCAGUCUCGCUCUGUUGGAGCCCCGUUAGCAAUAUGAGCACAGCUACUGUUGCAUGGCAAUCGAACAGAACAUACUACAGUGCCUACCCCAACCAGACUUACUAUGCAGCUGUGUUCAGAGAUAAUAAGAUUGUCUCCAGACAUAUUGAGAUUGUAGGACGAACCAAUGUUACACUGCACAACCUCUCACUAAACCACAGCCAUAAAUAUGUAAUCAAAGUCUGGCCAUUUGAUUGCAGGUGUGGGCACAUCUCUGUUCAAAAAGAAUUCUCUUUGGGCAGCACCAGCACUCCCCUGUGUCCUGGUUAUGCUACCACAACUACUCGUACCAGCUUCACCACUAAUCCGACUUCCACACAUAUCUCGCUUCACACCAGCUCUCCUACCCUCACCCUCUCCACCACUCUCACACCCACACAUAUCUCGCUCCACACCAGCUCUCCUACCCUCACCCUCUCCACCAGCUCUCCUACCCUCACCCUCUCCACCAGCUCUCCUACCCUCACCCUCCACACCAGCUCUCCUACCCUCACCCUCUCCACCACCCUCACACCCUCACAGACCAUUCCCUUCCCAAGCUCCACUCCUUUCACAUCUUUCACUGACUGGCUGUACUUACUCCUCUUCUUUGUCAUUGCUGCCUCUGUUACAUUCUUCAUCAUUGUAAUCAUAAUUUAUCGCUUCCGAUAUCAAAAUUCGCGCCUACCUUUCAACGACUCGACCAACAGCCCCUCCCUGACUCCACAACCACUGACUACAAACGUGCUACUGGUUUAUUCCCUCAGAACUUCAACUGAAGAUAUUGAGAAUAUUUUAGCAAAUUUUGCUGUUCCAUUGCAACUAUACGGGAUACAGGUGAUAUUCUACGACAUGCUGUGUGGUCAAGUGGGUAUUCCCCAAUGGAUGGAAAAUGCUGUCACUCAGAGCAGCAAAGUGUUUUUGGUGUGUAACAAUGAGUUCAAAACAGAAUGGGAGGAUCCAUCUGUUUCACCACUGGAGGGAAACUUAGUGCAUAUUCUCAAACAGAACUUUUUUGCUCAUGUCAGAACAAGUUCAGACUACAUGUCGAAGUAUGCUCUACUGUUUAUGAGCUCUCGUGAGAGUGAAAAGUGCAUUGCCAGCAGCUACCUACUGAACUUGCAACGAUUUGUGGUGGACCCAGUCGACCCCUCCAGGCUAGACCAAGUGGCAAGGUUUAUUACAAACACUAAAUCGUACAUUCUGGACAUGGGAGACUGAGACAAUUGCUUAGUGUGUAUGUUUCAUUCAUCUGCCACCCCUGCUGUAAGGAAGUGAUUGAUCGCUUACCCAUCCCUGUUCAUGUGUGUGUACAUUUUUAUAGCAUCUACAGUCAUUGUG